This is a messenger RNA of Solanum stenotomum, 1712 nucleotides long. Its product is annotated as nuclear transcription factor Y subunit C-9-like. The record is from RefSeq and is a predicted model, not a curated record. Lineage: Eukaryota; Viridiplantae; Streptophyta; Magnoliopsida; Solanales; Solanaceae. The transcript is spliced from 3 exons. Bases 219 to 989 code for a protein of 256 amino acids. Gene Ontology annotation, molecular function: protein heterodimerization activity; DNA-binding transcription activator activity, RNA polymerase II-specific; DNA binding. Gene Ontology annotation, cellular component: nucleus. Gene Ontology annotation, biological process: regulation of DNA-templated transcription.
UAGCUCUUCACCUGUAUUUGGAAUCAAUAUAUCAAUCAUCUACCUGUUUGAUUGAACCCUAGCUCUCACUCUCUCUUUCUCUCUCUAAAAAAAGCAUAAAAGUUUCAAUCUUUCAGGUAAUUUGAUUGGAGAGGCGAAUCCAGAAUUUGGAGCUUCAAUCAGUGGGAGCCCACAGCCUAAGGUAGCCUUGAAUUCUCCAAAAAGGAAUCUUGCUCAAAAUGGAUCAUCAUGGAAAUGGACAGCCUCCAGGUAUUGGAGUCGUUACUAGCUCAGCUCCAAUAUAUGGUGCUCCAUACCAAGCUAACCAAAUGGCAGGGCCUCCUGCAGUUUCAGCUGGUGCAAUUCAAUCUCCUCAAGCAGCUGGUCUUUCUGCUUCGUCAGCGCAGAUGGCACAACAUCAGCUCGCUUAUCAACACAUUCAUCAGCAGCAGCAGCAACAAUUGCAGCAACAACUCCAAACUUUCUGGGCAAAUCAAUAUCAAGAAAUCGAGCAUGUUACUGAUUUCAAGAAUCAUAGCUUGCCAUUGGCAAGGAUCAAGAAAAUCAUGAAAGCGGAUGAAGAUGUUAGGAUGAUAUCUGCUGAAGCACCAGUCGUAUUUGCUCGUGCCUGUGAGAUGUUCAUACUUGAAUUGACUCUGCGUGCAUGGAACCACACUGAGGAGAACAAAAGGAGGACGCUGCAGAAAAAUGAUAUCGCUGCAGCCAUAACAAGGACUGACAUAUUUGAUUUCCUAGUUGAUAUUGUCCCAAGGGAGGACUUGAAAGAUGAGGUGCUUGCAACAAUUCCUAGAGGAACGCUUCCUGUUGGAGGCCCAACUGAGGGUCUGCCAUUCUAUUAUGGCAUGCCACCACAAUCUGCUCAACCGAUUGGAGCUCCAGGGAUGUACAUGGGAAAGCCUGUUGAUCAAUCACUUUAUGCCCAGCAGCCCCGUCCAUAUAUGGCUCAGCCAAUUUGGCCCCAGCAGCAACAACCACCCUCAGAUUCUUAAGCAGCUCAAAGCUUAGAUUACUACAAGGUAAGCAUGAUGUUAUUCCAUCACUAAAGUUAUCCUGUCAUUUGUUCUUUGCCUUUUGUUGAUGCUUCACUCCUGCCUAGGCCUCUUAAUUUGCUACUGUUAUAUCUUUUAAAUCAUGUACUAUUCUUAUCUACCUGGAACCCUAUGCCAUGUCGGUUCGGUCAGCCUGUGAUUUGUGGUGCAGGAAUUGAUUAGAAUUUGAAUCCUUUUUGCUUCCCUUUUGGGGGCUUCCAACCAAGUCGGUAAUUGUGUGUGGGUAAGGGUUUUGCUUAUCAACCCCGCUUGCAGGGCUUUUCAAGCUUUUUAACUCUAUUUGAAGGCUUGGCAAGGGAAAUACUAUGAUGUUGACUUAUUUAACGAGUCCAAGAUCUCAUUAGUAGUCACCCUUUGCAUUUCCGUUAUUGUAGUUACACGGUUAAUUAAUCUAUUACAUGUUACUCCCCAACUGAUCCCUGAUUUUCAUGUCAUCUGCAGAAUCCAGAAGCUAGGAGCAGUGAGUAGUCUGAGUAGCGAAGUACUGGAGAACACACACUACACUGAUAUCAGUCUGCAUACUUUGAACUUUAUUUUAUUAAUAUAUAUAGACAUGAAGCACUAGUUAUUAAAAGUUCAGUGUUCCCUUAGUGUAGCUUAAACUUCAUACCAUGAGCUUGAUGUUCUUGGUGAUGUUUAUGAACAAAUAUGUUUUUAAGUGUG